GUAGCAGGAGGCGGAGCCUGUUUGUUGACAUCGGGCGAAAUCGAAAAUCAGAUGAGUGAAGGCUGCUGAUAAUUAUCAGUUUGUCGCUACUACCGGAACGCGAAGCCUUGGCGAGAGCUAAGGUCCCCUGCACUGCCCCGUCUUGAUCUGAGCCAGAGAAGAAGAGGCGAACAUGGCAGCCAAAGCAGGAGACAACCCCGACAGCCUCAUGACUCUGGCGACUGUCUUCUGCCUGAGGAACCUGAAGAAGACGAUGUGCUACCAGGGCUUCAGGAACAAGCUGUGCCUGCGCUCAGACAUCUUCCUCCCCAGCGAGAUCUGCGACAAGCUGGUCAACACAUACAUGGAACUGGUCCACACAGACAGUAACUUUGAACCAGAGGAGAGCUUCUUCCAGCUCUUCUCAGACCCCCGGAGCACCAGACUGACCCGGGUGCAGCUCAGAGAGGACUUUGUCCGUGACAGAGACCUGGAAGCCAUCAAAAAACAGGACCUGAUCGAGCUCCACCUCACCUACUGCAACAACCUGUCGUCUCGCAGCUUGAAAGCGCUGUCCUGCUUCCGCGACACUUUGGUGUCUCUCUGUCUCUUCGGCUGCAGCAACAUCUUCUACAGGAAGUGCGGCGCCCCGCUCGCCUGCAACGAGGACACAGACGAGGACGAGGAGGAGAGCCCCGCCUCUCGGCAUGCUUUAGAAACAGACUUUAACUUCCAGGGAUUCAACCGGCUCAGGCUGCUCAACCUGGGUGGCAUGCCGAAGGAGCUGGACCCCGAGACACUGCUCAAACCCCUGAAGUCGCUCACCUCGCUAGAUCUGUCCAAUGUACAGUUACUGGGGACAUCUUUUCUCACCCAGUGGAGGGACAGACUGGCCUCUCUUGUUCUCUACAACGUGGACCUAUCUGAGGAGUUGAUCAGCACAGUUUUGGAGCUCGUUAAUCUCAGGCACCUCGACAUCUCCCAGGAGAGCAGGCGGAUCUCAAAGUUUAAGAUGACCAAGAAAAUCCUGACGGCCAUCGUCCAGCGUCUGGUACACCUGAUGUCCCUGGACAUCUCGGGUCACAUCAUGCUAGACAACUGCACAGUUCCACACUUUGAAGAAGCGAUGGGGCGUCCAAGCACUGAACCGUGCAAGAGCAGCAUCUACCCUUUCCAGGAGCUGAAGAGGCCCCUGCAGUUUCUGGGCUUGUACGACACCACCCUCUGUAAUGUGACGCACAUCCCUGCCUAUAAGGUGACUGGAUCAAAGAAUGAAGACCAGGUCCUGAACGCCAUCGAGGCUUACACAGAGUUUCGCCCUGAGCUCGCCCACAGAGCCAUCAAUCAGCUUUUUGACAUCGCCAGGAUACAACAUUGCAGCCAGCUGCUCCGCGCUCUGCAGCUUGUCAUCGCAGCACUGAAGUGCCAUAAAUACGAUAAGAGCAUCCAGGUGACGGGCAGCGCCGCUCUUUUCUACCUGACCAACACCGAGUACCGCAGCGAUCAGAGUGUGCGGUUACGGCGGGAGGUCAUUCAGGUGGUGCUGAAUGGGAUGGAGCACUACCAGGAGGUCACUGUCCAGAGGAACUGCUGCCUGACUCUGUGCAACUUCAGCAUCCCAGAGGAGCUCGAGUUCCAGUACAGCCGCGUCAACCAGCUGCUGCUGAAGAUCCUGGAGCCGGCCCGGCAGGAUGAGUCCAUCCAGAGAAUCGCCGUGCACCUCUGCAAUGCUUUGGUCUGCCAGGUGGACAACCACCAUAAGGAGGCUGUGGGCAAGAUGGGAUUUGUGAGGACAAUGCUGAAUUUAAUUCAGAAGAAGUUACAGGACAGAAUGUGUGACCAGGUGAUGGAGUUUUCCUGGAGCGCCCUGUGGAACAUCACAGACGAGACGCCCGACAACUGUCAGAUGUUCCUGAACUGUCGGGGCAUGAGCCUGUUCCUGGAGUGUCUGCAGGAGUUUCCAGACAAGCAGGAGCUUCAUCGCAACAUGUUGGGUCUUCUGGGAAACGUGGCUGAGGUCAAAGCUCUGAGGCCACAGCUGCUCACCCCACAGUUCAUCACAGUGUUCAGUAACCUGCUGGACAGUAAGGCCGAUGGGAUUGAGGUGUCGUACAACGCCUGUGGAGUGCUCUCGCACAUCAUGUUUGACGGGCCUGAGGUUUGGAAGAUGGAGGAGCCGCGGAGAGACAUGGUGAUGGAGAAGAUGUGGGAAGCCAUCCAGAGCUGGGACGUCAGCUCGCGGCGCAACAUCAACUACAGGUCAUUCGAGCCCAUCCUGCGACUGCUGCCUCAGAGCAUCUCCCCUGUCAGUCAGCACUGGGCCACAUGGGCUCUUUACAACCUGGUGUCAGUUUACCCAAGCAAGUAUUGUCCUCUGCUGAUAAAAGAAGGAGGAAUGACUCUUCUGGAGAAAGUUCUGGAGCUGGAGAGCUCACAUCCGGACACAAAGGACAUGGCCCGAAAAGUAAUGGAGCACUGUGAAAACUUCAAAGAAGACCCGAUGGAAACAAAUCCCGGACAGGAUGCAAACUUUGGACAGAGAGGGUGACGCCAAGGGAGCUGAAAUUCCCAGUAAAUAUCCAGAAAACCAACCUGAGGCCCCUCCCACCAUCAUCACCACAAGGGUCAAUUGUGUGCAUUAUUCUUAUAAUUCUUCUUCUUUUGUAGAGUUAGAACAGUGUCUCUGACCCUCCUCACAGCAGUUUGAUAUUUGACACAUAGAACUUAAGACGUGGUGCAUGGUAUUUUGUCGUGAGGGUGCUUACCUCUGCUGCACAUCUCUUCUGUUGGGGACAGGUUUGUGGGGUUGGGUGACUGUUAUUUCUCAGUGUGAGUGUGAGUGUGUUUGCGUGUCAAAGGUUUAAACCAGAACAAAACAGCCGUAGUGAUGCUCGGUUCUCAGCAGACGGCAGCGCCAGCCGCCCCCAGCUCGCUGUCGGUAACCGAACAAAAAAAAGGCCGCGUGGCGAGUCGGAGGCCUCAGCUCACACUCGCUCAUGCUAGCGAAGGCCGCGGAGCCGUGGGACACAUGUACAGUGAAUAUUAGCCAUUAAGUGUGCGGGCUGCAGACCUCACGGCUCUAUGAUGGACUUCUUUGUUUAUAUAUGUAAAUAUUAUGUGUGGGUCUCAUCCUUUUACUGUGUGUAUGUUUUAUAAUAUAACUGUAAACACUCAUGACUUUACGCUGUAUUUAAAUCUCUUUAGGUCUGGCUGUUUGCGGUCAGUGCUAAGAAACUAUACACAGAAUCAUUCAUAGCAGUCCUGUAAACUCUUUAAAGGACCAUUCACAUGUAAUUCAGCCUCCCGUCUUAAAGGUACUCAAACUGCAGAUUCCAGCUUUUAAAAUGAGUUUAAAGUUAACUCAAGGUAUCAACAGACUGUAAAGAAACAGCAGCUCUGACAUUAUGUCCAACGUGUCUGUGUGCUGAGCUACAGAGAUAUCAGCUGAGGUUUUAAUGGGGACAGGCUGUACUGUUGUGCAAUACUUUGAACCAAAAAGUGCAGUCGGCCAGUGUAGCAUCCAUUUUUUCUAACAUUAUAAAACCUACAUUCUUUCUAGUGACCAGCAGGGGGCAGCUUCUUGGGUUGGGGGAAAAAGGCUUCUGGUUGUAUAGAAGUCAAACUUGAGUUGAUAUCUCUGCAGGUCCAUACAUAACAACGUAGUAAUUUCUUCUCAUUCUGUUGGUGUUUUUGAUUUUUGUUUAGGUUUUAAACUCUUUUUAAACAAAGACUUAAAACAAAAAAGUACCUUUAACCUAUCUGGUAACUCUUACUGGAAGCAGCGGUGAGCUUUAAACUAAGAGGGAGGUGAAAUUAAUCAAAGCAAAUACACUUCAUGGACAAAUGUAUGUGGACAUUAAGGCUUCCAGAUACAAAGUGAUAAAGCCUCUAUACAAACAAAGAGCUACUGAUGACAGACCGUAAGAAAUGAUCCCUGCACAGGCUCUGGGUGAAUUGACUUGGACAUAUACUGUAUAUCAAAAGAUUCACAUAGCCUUUUGGGCAGACAUGUGUUACUUCUAAUGUCCAGCAGGGGGUGACUCCUGUGAAGUCAGAUUAUAGAAGUCUAAUGGAAAAAAGACCCAGACAUGCAGACCUCGACUCUCAUGCUUUGUUUUACAGCACUAAACAUGGACUGUGCAAUGCCAGACCUCCGUGGUGUCACAUUCAGCGGUUCUACAUGAUGAGAAUCUCCAUCAGUGUCAGUACAGCUCUCUACUCAACUCAGUAAAAUAUUCAGCAAUUUUCAUUUCAUUAUUAACAGAGUUGAGUCUUCUGGAAGCGCAACACUAAAUUAAAUGAAACAACAAUAAUCCAGUACAGCUGGACACCUAAACACCUGGAAACACAGGCUCAUGGAAAGCCUUUGGAGUUCCUCUACAGGUCUACUCACGUGUCCACAUACUUGGCCUUUAUUAGAGCUUUGAUGCUUCGUACUGCUCUCUCUGUGGUGUUAUAAGCCCAGAACCCGGGAUUUCCCCCUCUGAACUCCCUGGUGCUUCCAGUGGUCCAGAUGAUACUAAAAGAGAGGAGGUUGGAAGAUAAACGGUUAUCCUUUGAGGACACCUGACGGCCCAUCAUGUUUAUUGGUCGUUCAGCUUGCUGCUAAAAUAACUCCUUCACUUAAAUCAAACAGUUUUAUUUUGAAACGCUAAGGGGAGGAAAAUAAAACUGUGUGUUCACUUGUAUGUUCGACACUGGUGAUGGGAUCUUUAAAAAAAAAAAAAAAAUCACAUCUGACUUGUUUCAAAUUAAGGUUUAGUGAUCGAGAAGGAGGGGAGGUUAAGUUUCAUGUUUCAUCCCCACCCCUGCUGACCAGAUUAAGGUUAAACUUAACACUUUAACACAUUUAAACACAUUAACAACAACCAGACUCUGAAUUUCUCCUCUCUGUUUGCUGUGGUGUCCCUGAAGAUGCCCUGUGGAGAUCCCGAGGUCAACUUGUUUGUUUCACAAUAAACAUUCAAAAGCUGAAUAUCUUGAACACCUGAAUCAGAAAUCCAGGAAAAGAGUUCUUUCUUAGCUCAACAGCACCCCUAGUGGUGGAAAAAAGAAAGGAAAAACCUCCACAGGGCACCUUGAAGAUGUCUUUGAGUUUAAAAAGUUCCUUCACUGGCAUUUUUCAUCUUGUAGCUUUAAAGAUGACUUCAGGAAUUUCCUCUUUUAAACGGCAUUCUUAAUUUAUUAAGUAACUCAAACUUUACUUUAUUAAAAAAAUUUAAAAAAAAUAUGUCAAUCUCAAUUCUGAAAAGUUGCUUUUAGCUUAGUAGGUAGAAACUUCCAAAUGCAGAUAAUUCUAAAGAAUUUUAGUGUUUUUACAGACUUAUUGUAAUUAUUUAUUUCUAAACUGCAGUUUCAGGUUGUUGGUUUUUUUUUGUUUUGUUUUUUUUUCUGAGGAAAAACUCUGAACCUUCAAAAAUAUCUGUUAAACUGCAAGAACAAACAGUACAGGAUGGAGGACUGUGGCUCUUUAAUCGAAAAUAAAUAAAUAAGUUCUAAAUAUAUAAUUUUCUAUCAUAAACUAACCAGUUUAAUGUCAGAGGAUAUUACAGUUUUUUUUUUAUUAUUUUCUCUCCUUUAGUCUUUAAAUCAAGUUUUUAAAGCAAAAUUGGUUCCUACCUCAGUUUAACAUUGGUCAGUGUGACUUUAAUAACCUGAAGCUCAACACGGAGACAAAUAUAGUCCAUAGUUUAUUUGUUAAUUUCCAAAAAUGUAAAACUUUGAAAGGAAAAUUUCAAAGGUUUUUACAACCGUAAUCUUUGUUUCAUAAUGUUUCUUGCAAAUUUAAGACUUUUGAGUUUUAUAACCUCAACGAAUACUUCAGUGCUUUCUUAGAAGUGUACUGAGAGACUUUGUUUUUAACCGUCAAAGAAUAUUAGUUUUUCCAUCUCAAAUUUAGAAAUUCAAACUUUAUGACCUAAAUACAUAUUAGUUUAUUUUCUUUUAAUUUAAAUUUGAUUUUAUUGUAUCAAAAUAAUUUUUUUACUAAUUUAUAUUAAAGUUUUGUCCUUCCUAUGAUUGAUAUUCUGUGAGAAUAUAAAAUGUAGUUUUUUUUUGUUUGCAAAUAAACAGCAAACCUAGGAAACAAUAUUAGAUUUUCAUUUUUUUUUCUUUUUUUGACUUUUUGUCUCAGAGAUCAGUCGUAUCCAGUGAAUUAACAGCUUUAAUCUCAGAGCAUUUUUGAUAUUUUUACAAGUUUGAUUUCAAUAAAAUUGCAGUUUUUCUCACAUUUUUUUCAACCAUCUCAGAAAUGUUUGUUUUCCUUAACAUUAAAAUCUAUAAUUUCAUAAUACCUCAGAAUAUAAGAGUAGUCCUUACAGAUUAUGCCUCUCGUUUUAAGAAUAUUACCGUUUGUUCCCACAAAGUUGCGACUUUAGCUUCAGACUUUUCCUCUGAGGAUAAUCGCCCUUCCUCGGCUCCUCUUUUUAAACCUUAUGUAAUGCCCCCAAACACUCAUUUAUUCUUUGAAUGCAGUUUUACGUCAGUGAUUCGUUAAUUCUCAGAAUUGAUUUGGUGCCACUUUAAUAAAUUGCCUGAGCGGGGCUGGAGGAACAGGGAUUAAGUACUGUCUUCACUUCAUGGGGUGAAAGCGGCGCUGAUGCUGUUAACAGGAUUUAGUUGGAGUGCAGUUUGAUUCACCAGGCUUCUGAUGCUGGGCUUCCCUCCCAGAUGACGCCAGUGAAGGAACACAUCACCAGCUGUCCUGUUUCCUGUGGUUUAAUGUUACAGUCCUCAUGCUCAUGAGCGGUGCCUGACUGAUGGAUUUAAGCUACUUCAUAUCAGUCGCGUCGGUUUUCCCACCAAACGCGCUUCCUGGUUCUCGUGUACAGUUUUUCUUUGUGUGAUUUCAGGGAUCAGAUUGGUGCAGGUCUCUGUUGCUUUCUCACGGUCACCAUGAUGAUCAUGAUGAUUCAGUGUGUGUGGAAGUUGAAUAUGAGGAGGACUUGAUGUAUGAUCAAAGCUCUUUAGAGUCGCACAGAUCUUCUUUCUCAGUCGCCUGUUCUGUUCAUUGAAUGUCUCCAUUUAUGCUUUCUGGACACAUUAUUUUUUUGGGUUUGACUGUUCUUUAUUUAUGAAGAUGUAUGUACUGAUAAUAAUAAAAAAAAAAAACCGAGAGAGAGAACUGCUGUGUCGCAAAGCCUUUCAGAUUUCAUCCACUAGGUUUCCUGUUUGUCCACACUCUGUUCUCAGUUUGUUUUGUAACUGCUGAUAAGUUUAGUCCAAACUGGAGUGAAGAACUUUGGAUCUGGACAGUUUGGAGUUCCACGUUUUCCUGAUCUCAGUAGUUCCAGGACAUCGGUGUAAAAAUAUGAAAAAGCAAUAAAGAUGGAGUGGUUUAAAAAUAA
Molecule: messenger RNA, 7325 nt
Organism: Pelmatolapia mariae (spotted tilapia)
Lineage: Eukaryota; Metazoa; Chordata; Actinopteri; Cichliformes; Cichlidae
Gene: zer1
Product: zyg-11 related, cell cycle regulator
Exons: 16
Coding region: 173-2527 (784 amino acids)
Cellular component (GO): Cul2-RING ubiquitin ligase complex
Molecular function (GO): protein binding
Source: RefSeq, a predicted model, not a curated record